This is a messenger RNA of Episyrphus balteatus (marmalade hoverfly), 1820 nucleotides long. It is a transcript of the gene CAH3, whose product is annotated as carbonic anhydrase 2. NCBI's taxonomy places the organism in Eukaryota, Metazoa, Arthropoda, Insecta, Diptera, Syrphidae. Gene Ontology annotation, molecular function: zinc ion binding; carbonate dehydratase activity. Bases 271 to 1023 code for a protein of 250 amino acids. The transcript has 4 exons. The record is from RefSeq and is a predicted model, not a curated record. Gene Ontology annotation, cellular component: cytoplasm.
UCACACAAGUCAAAUUCGAAAAGUCGACUCGGCCAGUCGAGACAUCUCUGUUCACCGUGUCUGAAAGUGUAAAUAAAUCUCAAGUCAUUCUGGCAAGAAUUUAAUUAGCUGAUUUUAUUUCUUUUUCGCAUUGAAUACUACGUUCUACAUAAUUAAAAUCCAAUUAAAGUGAAAUUCACAAUCAACAGAAUUCUUCUUCAUCAUCAUCAUCUCUUAAGUGCAUAUUUUAUUUAAUUUUUUUAAUUUAUUACGAAGAAAAAGAGUUCAAAAAUGCCAGUGCAAUCACCUAUCGAGAUCAGCAACCGUGCCAUCGAACAUCGUGACGAUGUCGAUCCACUUGAGUAUCAUGGUCAUUGGGAGCCAGUUGGUGUGGCGAGAGUUGCAAAUACUGGCACCUCUGCAAUGGUAACAUUUUCAAAGCGUCCCGAACAACCAUUCAUAAUUGGUGGAGUACUAGGCGAAGACAAGUAUAUAUUCGAGCAGAUACAUUUUCAUUGGGCUGAAACCGAUGAUUCUGGCUGUGAGCACACUCUAGAAGGCAUGACAUAUUCAAUGGAGGCGCAUGCGGUGCACUACAAUUCAAAGUAUGAAAAUUUUGCUGAGGCUAAAAAUAAACCAGACGGCCUUGCUGUGAUUGCGUUUUUUAUACAGGCGUGUGGAGAAAAAGACUGUCCGGAGUUUCAAAAAAUCACCGAGGGUAUACGGAUUGUGCAGAAAAUUCACACAACCGCAUCAUUAGAUUCAGACUGUUUGUCCUGGAUUGGAUUGCAAGAGCUGAGCAAACACUAUUACACAUAUAAAGGAUCUCUGACGACUGCGCCGUAUUUUGAAAGUGUGACGUGGAUUAUUUAUAGAACGCCGAUCUAUGUAUCGCGGGAGCAGGUCUCCGUGUUUAGAAAUCUUCAGUCGUGUCCCAAGGACGAGAGCAAGAAGAUAGUAAAGAAUUUCCGUGAAAUUCAAAAACCUCAUAAGAAUCCCGAAGUAUUUUUUGCUAGGAACGCAAAACCAAAAUCAAAAUUAUGAACCCAAUUCCCAGAUAACAGGAGCUGCGGCAUCAUCACCAUAAAUCACCUUUUUUUGCUAUAAAACUCUAUAUAAAAAAUGAAAAAAAAAAAAAAUCACUAUUCUACUAUGGCAUUUCUUUGGGUUUCUUUGGUUCCACACCUGUUGUUGAAUAAAUAUUAUAUAAAAUAAUUAUUAUUAUAUAAAAAAAAGAAAUUUAUAUACGUAUAUAUUUAAAUUAAUUCUUACUACAAAAUGUGAACAAAAUAAAAUUGUUACGGUGCAAUUCCAAAACAGUUUCUUUAUAAAAUAACGAAACUGUUUUCUUUGAAACUAAUAACGGUAAAAAGUACAUAUGCAGAUUGAGUCUUUUUAGUUUUAUAUCUUAUUUGUGCGUGUGCCCAAUGAAAAUGCCUCCAGAAAGCAAUUAUUCAUUUAAAUAGAAUGCAUAGGCGAAUAAAAUAAAUAUAUAUAGGUAUAUAUAUAUCACUUAAUAUAAUAUUUUUGUACUAUUAAUCAAAUUUAAAAAAAAAAAAACUUUAUAGUAACAUAAAUACAUAUAUAUAUAUAUUUAAAAUACUACAUACAAGAAAAAUCUUCUAAUCUAUUUAAGCUCAAGACCAAUUUUCGAACUCGCCAGUUCUGUUUUUGAUUACAAUAUUUUAUUAGUAUUCGCUUUCAACUGGGCUAAGUAUUUUUUUUUUGUUUCGAAUCAAGGCGUUUGUUUUUUGUUUGUUUGUAAAUAAUACUAUUUCUGUUUUGCAUGCAUAAUUAUUAAGUUAAAAUGUUUUUUGUUUUCUAUAUAGUAUUUUUGGCAA